GCGGACAGCCCAGCGCCCGCGAGGCCCGGACGAGGCGGCGAUGGCGGCGGCGCUGCGCGGGCCCGGCGCGCGCUUCCGGUGGCGGCUGGCGGCGGCGGCGGGCGGGGCAGGGGGCGCGGCGCGGGGCGCGGCAGGGCAGCGGGACUAUGAUCUCCUGGUAAUUGGUGGGGGAUCCGGUGGCCUGGCUUGUGCCAAGGAAGCCGCUCAGCUGGGGAGGAGGGUGGCCGUGGUGGACUACGUGGAACCUUCUCCCCGAGGCACCAGGUGGGGCCUCGGUGGCACCUGUGUCAACGUGGGCUGCAUCCCCAAGAAGCUGAUGCACCAGGCGGCGCUGCUGGGGGGCAUGAUCCGAGACGCCCGGCACUACGGCUGGGAGGUGGCCCAGCCCGUGCCACACAGCUGGAGGAAGAUGGCAGAAGCUGUUCAGAACCACGUGAAGUCCCUGAACUGGGGACACCGCGUCCAGCUGCAGGACAGAAAAGUCAAGUACUUUAACGUCAAAGCCAGCUUUGUCAACGAGCACACGGUUCGCGGUGUCGCCAAAGAUGGGAAAGAGACUCUGCUUUCAGCCGACAACAUCGUCAUCGCCACUGGAGGGCGGCCGAGGUACCCCACGCACAUCGAAGGUGCCCUGGAAUAUGGAAUUACAAGCGACGACAUCUUCUGGCUGAAGGAAUCCCCUGGAAAAACGUUGGUGGUCGGGGCCAGCUACGUGGCCCUGGAGUGUGCCGGCUUCCUCACCGGGAUCGGGCUGGACACCACCGUCAUGAUACGCAGCGUCCCCCUCCGCGGCUUCGACCAGCAAAUGUCUUCCCUGGUCACGGAGCACAUGGCGUCUCACGGCACCCGGUUCCUGAGGGGCUGCACCCCCUCCCAAGUUAGGAGGCUUCCGGCUGGCCGGCUCCAGGUUACCUGGGAGGACCGCACCUCCGGCAAGGAGGACACAGACACCUUUGACACCGUCCUGUGGGCCAUAGGUCGAGUUCCGGAAACCGGAAGUCUGAAUUUGGAGAAGUCUGGGGUGAAAACCAGCCCCGACAGCCAGAAGAUCCUGGUAGACUCCCGGGACGCCACCUCCGUCCCCCACAUCUACGCCAUAGGGGAUGUGGCGGAGGGGCGGCCCGAGCUGACGCCCACGGCCAUCAUGGCCGGGAGGCUGCUGGCCCAGCGGCUGUUCGGCCGGUCCUCGGCCCUGAUGGACUACGACAACGUCCCCACGACCGUCUUCACCCCGCUGGAGUACGGCUGUGUGGGGCUGUCGGAGGAGGAGGCUGUGGCUCGCCAUGGCCAGGAGCACGUGGAGGUUUAUCACGCAUAUUAUAAACCACUGGAGUUCACAGUGGCUGAACGGGACGCGUCCCAGUGUUACAUAAAGAUGGUGUGCCUGAGGGAGCCCCCGCAGCUGGUGCUGGGCCUGCACUUCCUCGGCCCCAACGCGGGCGAAGUCACCCAAGGAUUUGCUCUGGGGAUCCGGUGCGGUGCCUCCUACGCGCAGGUGAUGCGGACGGUGGGCAUCCACCCCACCUGCUCCGAGGAGGUGGUCCGGCUGCGCAUCUCCAAGCGCUCGGGCCUGGACCCCACAGUGACGGGCUGCUGAGGGUAAGCCGCCGUCCCUGCCCCGCUGAGGGCACACGGCGCACCCGAACCGCCAGGCUGCUCGAGGACGUGGAUCCAGGACGGUGGAGGCCAGGCCCGCGAGAUGGCCGGCGAUGGACAGCCCGUGUGCCCUGCAGGGAUGGCUCCAGGGGGCUGUGAGCCCCCACACCUGCGCCUCCCACCCCUCCGGCCUGGGCCAGCGCCCCCAGGCUCCCGAUGCCAGAUGAUGACGGCCUGGGCAGAAACCCGCCCCGUGGGCUGCCCAUGUCCGAGUUCCCCUGGCGUUUCCGCGUGCAAAUAAAGAGUUUUCCUGAA
Molecule: messenger RNA, 1911 nt
Organism: Lemur catta (Ring-tailed lemur)
Lineage: Eukaryota; Metazoa; Chordata; Mammalia; Primates; Lemuridae
Gene: TXNRD2
Product: thioredoxin reductase 2
Exons: 18
Coding region: 41-1597 (518 amino acids)
Biological process (GO): cellular response to oxidative stress; glutathione metabolic process; cell redox homeostasis
Cellular component (GO): mitochondrion; cytosol
Molecular function (GO): thioredoxin-disulfide reductase (NADPH) activity; flavin adenine dinucleotide binding; glutathione-disulfide reductase (NADPH) activity
Source: RefSeq, a predicted model, not a curated record